UUCUGGGGCAGAGGCCAGCUUCUGUGAGGCGGCUGGGAUUUACCCUUGUUUACGCAUAAAAAAAGAUACAGUGAAAGGAUGGGGAGAGAAGCAGCAGAGGGGGAUUUGGCGCGUGUCCUUUCUGUAGCGUGAAAGACUAUAUUAUGGGCUUUGUUUACCCUCUACAACCUUUUUUUUUUUACAUCCAUUCUUCUUUUACCUCUGUACCCUUCCACCACCUUUAAUGUUCAGCACAUCGAUCACACAGAGGACAGAACGGCAGUAUCCACUAUUCUCCACUUUGCAUUUCUUGGCUGGCUUUCUGUUGCCUAAUUCAAUGGUUCCUUGCACUUUCCUUCGAUUGGGACGGAUGCUAAGGAGGCUGAGAUGGGAACUGAUGAAGAGAUGAGUGGUUGGCUGUUUGGCUGCAUGACUGCCUGGCUGCUCUGAGCUCAGGUUUCCCCCUCUUCAUUGUUCAGGAACAGAACUGAGCAUGGCUGUGGAAGAAGGUGCUGUCUUUCUGACUCAAUCUGAUAGCAAUGCAAGUUAUCUGCGAGCUGCCCGGGCAGGAAAUCUAGAAAAAGUCCUUGACUACCUCAAGUCUGGGGUUGAGAUAAACAUUUGCAAUCAGAAUGGUCUGAAUGCUCUUCAUCUGGCCUCCAAAGAGGGGCAUGUGGAGGUUGUUGCUGAGCUGCUGAAGCUGGGAGCCAGUGUUGAUGCAGCAACAAAGAAAGGAAACACUGCUCUGCACAUAUCCUCGCUGGCUGGCCAAGCAGAAGUCGUCACGGAGCUGGUCACUAAUGGAGCCAAUGUCAACGCACAAUCUCAGAAUGGCUUCACUCCUCUCUACAUGGCGGCCCAGGAGAAUCACCUGGAGGUGGUACGAUUUCUGUUGGAGAACAGUGCGAGCCAAAGUAUUGCCACUGAGGAUGGCUUCACUCCUUUGGCGGUGGCUCUCCAGCAGGGCCAUGACCAGGUGGUCUCCCUGCUACUGGAGAACGAUACAAAGGGCAAGGUACGCCUUCCUGCCCUGCACAUCGCUGCACGCAAAGACGACACCAAGGCCGCGGCCCUGCUUCUGCAGAAUGACCACAACGCUGACGUAGAGUCAAAGAUGAUGGUGAAUAGAACAACAGAGAGUGGGUUCACUCCCCUCCACAUCGCAGCUCACUAUGGAAACAUCAACGUGGCGACAUUGUUGCUGAAUAGAGCGGCUGCAGUGGACUUCAUGGCUCGGAAUGACAUCACGCCGCUUCAUGUUGCGGCAAAAAGGGGCAACAGUAACAUGGUCAAGCUACUAUUAGACAGAGGGGCCAGAAUUGAAGCAAAAACAAAGGAUGGUCUGACUCCUCUUCAUUGUGGGGCUCGGAGCGGGCACGAACAGGUGGUAGAAAUCCUGCUGGAUCGAGGAGCUCCAAUCCUUUCUAAGACCAAGAACGGCCUGUCGCCGCUCCACAUGGCCACCCAGGGGGACCACCUGAACUGUGUCCAGCUCCUGCUUCAGCACGACGUACCCGUGGAUGACGUCACCAACGACUACCUGACGGCGCUGCAUGUGGCUGCACACUGCGGCCACUACAAGGUGGCCAAGCUCAUAGUGGACAAGAAGGCCAACCCCAACGCAAAAGCUCUGAAUGGUUUUACUCCGCUUCACAUUGCUUGCAAGAAAAACAGAGUCAGAGUGAUGGAGCUGUUACUCAAACAUGGUGCAUCUAUCCAGGCUGUGACUGAGUCUGGCCUGACACCAAUUCAUGUGGCAGCUUUCAUGGGCCACGAAAACAUUGUUAGUGCACUGAUAAAUCAUGGAGCAUCACCCAAUACCACCAAUGUUCGAGGGGAGACGGCUCUUCACAUGGCUGCCAGGGCUGGCCAGGCCGAUGUAGUCCGAUACCUGCUGAAGAACGGAGCGAAGGUGGACACCAAGUCAAAGGACGACCAGACAGCAUUGCACAUCUCCAGUCGGCUGGGUAAAAUUGAUAUUGUCCAACAGCUGUUGCACUGCGGCGCCUCAGCCAACGCUGCCACCACAUCUGGCUACACACCCCUGCAUUUGGCCGCCCGUGAGGGGCACGAAGAUGUGGCUACCAUGCUGUUGGAAAACGGAGCAUCACUGUCAUCUUCCACCAAGAAAGGGUUUACUCCACUGCAUGUGGCUGCAAAGUAUGGCAAGAUGGAGGUGGCCAGCUUGCUCCUGCAGAAGGGAGCUCCAGCAGAUCCAGCUGGAAAGAGUGGGCUAACUCCACUGCAUGUAGCCGCUCACUACGAUAACCAGAGAGUGGCACUCCUUCUCCUGGAUCAGGGAGCGUCUCCACAUGCUGCUGCCAAGAAUGGUUACACGCCUCUGCACAUUGCUGCCAAGAAGAACCAAAUGGAGAUUGGUACGACGCUGCUAGAAUAUGGUGCUGACGCCAAUGCAGUGACGCGGCAAGGCAUCAGCCCCAUUCACUUGGCAGCACAGGAGGGCAGCGUGGACCUGGUGUCCCUGUUGUUGGCCAAGAAUGCUAACGUCACCGUGUGCAAUAAGAACGGACUUACGCCACUGCACUUGGCAGCUCAGGAAGACAGGGUCAAUGUGGCAGAAGUCCUUCUCAACCACGGGGCUGAUAUCAACCUGCAAACAAAAAUGGGUUACACUCCACUACAUGUGGCUUGUCACUAUGGCAACUCAAAGAUGGUAAACUUUCUGCUGGAGAAUGAUGCCAAAGUCAACAGCAAAACAAGGAAUGGUUACACUCCUCUUCACCAAGCAUCUCAGCAGGGGCACAGUCACAUCGUCAACCUGCUACUACAACAUGGAGCCUCGCCCAAUGAACUCACUGUAAUUGGGAGCACUGCCCAGUCCAUUGCACGUCGCCUUGGGUACAUAUCAGUGGUGGACAUUCUGAAGCCCCUGACAGAUGAGACCUUGACGUCCUCACGUCCAUCAGAAAAAUUCAGGAUCUAUAUCCCAGAAAUCAUGAACGAGUUCCUGGACAUGUCAGACGAUGAAGUCUGGGCUAAUGUGCCAGAAAUUCUAAAAGAAGAGUCUUUUUCAGAUGUGGAUGAAGGUGAGGAUGCAUUGACCGGUGACACGGACAAAUACCUGCGGCCCCAGGACCUGAAAGAGCUGGGGGAUGACUCCCUCCCCCAAGAGGGCUACAUGGGUUUCAGCAUAGGGGCCCGCUCAGCCAGCCCUAGAAUCAGCCUCCGCUCCUUCAGCUCGGAUAGGUCCAACACGCUCAACCGGAGCUCCUAUGCUCGAGACAGUAUGAUGAUUGAGGAGAUUCUGGCCCCCACUAAAGACACGCCUCAGAGUGUCUGUAAAGACAUUUCCUACCUGGUAGAUCCACUCAGCAAGCACCUUGCUGUGACCAGAGACUACAGCUCAGAGUGUAUGCGGCGAUACAGCUGGACUCCAGACACGAUGGACCACAGUCAUAACACAGUAUCCAGCCCCAUUCACUCUGGCUCCAACUCCCCGCUCCCUCAGUAUGACUCCAGGUUCCUGGUCAGCUUCAUGGUUGACGCUCGCGGUGGUUCCAUGAGAGGCAGCCGCCAUAACGGCAUGCGCAUCAUCAUUCCUCCCAGGAAGUGCACGGCACCCACACGGAUUACAUGCCGCCUAGCUAAAAGGCACAAACUGGCCUACCCCCCACCCAUGGUGGAAGGGGAGGGGCUGGUGAGCCGGCUGGUGGAGGUGGGACCUGCUGGUGCACAGUUCCUCGGUCCUGUGAUUGUGGAGAUCCCUCAUUUUGGUUCCAUGCGGGGCAAAGAAAGGGAGCUAAUUGUGUUGAGGAGUGACAAUGGUGACACAUGGAAAGAGCACCAGUCUGAUUUUAGACCAGAAGACCUCACAGAGCUGCUUGCCGGCAUGGAUGAAGAGCUGGAUAGUCCCGCCGAGCUGGAAAAGAAGCGCAUUUGCCGCAUAGUGACCAGAGAUUUUCCUCAGUAUUUUGCUGUGGUGUCAAGAAUCAAGCAGGAGUCCAAUCACAUGGGUCCAGACGGAGGCGUACUGUCCUGCAGCACCGUGCCCAUGGUCCAGGCCUCCUUUCCACAGGGGGCCCUAACUAAGAGGAUCCGCGUCGGGUUGCAGGCUCAGCCUGUGCCCGAUGACCUGGUCAGAGCAGUCCUGGGAAACAGAGCCACCUUCAGCCCCAUCGUCACUGUAGAGCCCAGGAGGAGAAAGUUCCACAAGCCCAUCACCAUGACGAUCCCUGUUCCGCCUCGAUCAGCGGAGGGCCAUCCCAGCGGCCACCGAGGCGACUCUGCGCCCUGCCUUCGUCUGCUUUGCAGCAUCACAGGAGGGACGUCUCCUGCGCAGUGGGAGGACAUCACAGGAACCACACCACUGUCCUUUGUCACGGACUGUGUCUCCUUCACCACAAAUGUGUCGGCCAGGUUCUGGCUCGCAGACUGUCACCAGAUUCCUGAGACGGUGAGUCUAGCGUCUCAGUUAUACCGGGAGCUAAUCUGCGUGCCCUACCUGGCCAAGUUUGUGGUGUUCGCCAAGAUGAAUGACGCUGUGGAGGCACGGCUGCGCUGCUUCUGCAUGACGGAUGAUAAGGUGGACAAAACCCUGGAGCAACAGGAGAACUUUGAGGAAGUGGCUCGAAGCAAAGACAUCGAGGUUCUUGAGGGGAAGCCUAUCUUUCUGGAUUGUUAUGGCAAUCUGUCACCUCUCAUCAAAAGUGGGCAGCAGCUGGUUUUUAACUUUUACUCAUUCAAGGAAAACAGACUUCCCUUCAACGUAAAGGUUAGAGAUGUGGGCCAGGAGCCAUGUGGCCGCCUUUCCUUCCUGAGCGAGCCGAAAACCUCGAAAGGCCUUCCACAGACUGCCAUAUGCAAUUUGAAUAUCACACUGCCAACCCACAAGAAGGAUAUGGAGUCUGAUCCUGAUGAUGAGACUGAAAAGCCAGAACGACGUCAUACCUUUGCCUCCUUAGCUUUACGUAAGCGCUACAGCUAUUUGACCGACCCAGCAGCGAAAACUACUGAUCGAAGCUCGCCGAGAACACAGCCUUCUAGCUACCCUCACAAACCUGUCUUUUCAACGAGAUCUUAUCAGGCGUGGUCGCCUGUUCCUGUCGCCAUCCCUGGCCAAACCAAGUCUGGAUUUGGCUCCCUCUCCAGUUCGUCAUCCAACACGCCCUCUGCCUCUCCACUGAAGUCUGUCUGGUCCAUCAACUCUGUCUCCCCCAUCAAGAGCAACAUCCCUGGAUCACCUGCCUCUUCUGUAAAGUCAGUUAGUGACACCGCCUCCCCCAUCCGAUCAUAUAGAACCAUCUCUUCUCCUAUUAAAACUGUAGUCCAACAAUCCCAGUACCCUGUUCAGAUCACCCCCAGUCCCCUGGCCUCUCCAGGGAGAAGUGCCCCAGACCCUGGAUCCAUGAAAGGAUUAUCAGCAUUGUCAGCUAGAAUCUCCCCCAUAACUACUUCUGGAGGAGGAAGCACUGUUCUUGACAGAAUAUCCAUUGGCCUGACCCCGCCAACCUCUCCAAAAUCAUCCCUCAACAUGUUCAGUUCUCCACUGCCCUACAAGACUGUACUGGGAAGCUCUAGUGGCACACCAUCUUCCUCCUCACCCAUCAAAACUGUUCCUGGUCUCUCCUCUGUUCGCUCAUUUGCCUCAGAUGCCACUGGUUCUGCAAGAAAUCUUUUCUCUUCUUUUUCAUCACCCCUCAAAUCCAGUACCCCCCCAAGUGCUGCAGGGCUGAUUAAUGGAACUUUGUCACCAACACAGUACCGAUCUUUAUCCCCAACACCACUUCUCACAAGUAGUCUACAGGAGAGAAUACAAGCAACCACUAAUGCAGCAACUUCAAGCGUCAACGCAGCUUUUGAUGAGGUUGAAAAAACAUUAAAUUCUUGUUCUGCAGGCUAUGGCACCCUGAAGUCCUUGUCCUCCUCUGCUUCAUCCUCAUAUCAGUCAAUUAGGUCAUCAGCUUCUGGUUCCCUUUAUGCCCCUUUGAGAUCCACGCCCAAUGCCACCACUGCUGUAACAUCCAGCACAACGACUGUUCCUGUUUAUUCCGUUACAAGUGUGUUGCCAGAGUCACAGUUUAAAAAGUUGCCAGAGGUGUCCUCAGCAGCCGCUGCUCUUCUUUCCCCAAGGAAGUCUGUGCCAUCUGAGGUGAAUGCGCGGAAUGAGUCGUCUUUUGCAAGAACUCUUUCUCCCAUCAAAGCUCCUCAUUUACCUCCUGGUAUUAAAUCUAAAACUACAUCCCCACUCUCAUCUAGCCAAGAGAUUCUGAAGGAUGUUGCUGAAAUGAAAGAGGAUUUGAUAAGAAUGUCUGCCAUUUUGCAGACAGACCCAAAUUCUUCUUCAUCCAGUAAAGGAUUUCGGUCUGAUUCUCCCAAAGAGGGUAAGCUAGAGGAUGAGGAACCAUACCGGAUUGUGGAGAAAGUCAAGCAGGAUUUGGUAAAAGUGAGUGAAAUCCUCACCAAAGAUGUUGGGAAGGAUGGUAGAGUUUCCCCAGCAAGAGGGUCAUUAGAUGACAUUCACUUCUCAAAAAUACAAGUUGAACAGCCACCAAGCAAUUGGAGCUAUCCACCAAGAUAUGAGACAGUAGUUCACCAAACAGGAACAAAAUCUUCUCCAGAUUUCAGUCUUUCCAAAGUAGUUGACUACCUGGUCAAUGAUGUAGGAAGCAGCACUUUCUCUAAAGUCCCAGAAGGAAAGCAUAAAACUGAUGAGGACAGAAGAGAAGGAGAGGGAAAAGAGAAGCAUAAAAGAGUCUUAAAACCAACUAUAGCAGUUCAAGAACAUAAGCUUAAAAUGCCUCCAACAAACAUGCGUUCUUCACCUUCAGACAGGGAAAUCAGCAAAGUAGCAGAUGCACUUUUUGGGUCAGACACUGUUCUGGAGUCCCCUGAUGAUAUUUCACAUGAACAAGAUAAAAGCCCCCUAUCAGACAGUGGGUUUGAGACGAGGAGUGAGAGGACACCUUCUGCCCCACAAAGCGCAGAAGGUAUGGGUCCUAAGGCCCUUUUUCAAGAUAUGCCUGCGCCUCCAGUGAUCACUGAAACUAGGACAGAGGUUGUCCAUGUCAUCAGGAGCUAUGAGCCAGAGGAUAAAACUCAGCCCACCAUGGAGGAUACACAUUCUGUCAAGUAUAUUGAUUCUGGUUCUAAAAGUCAAACUCAGUUUACAUCUACUGGAGAUCCAAAUAAAUGCAGUUCAGUAAAGGUCAGCCCAGAUGAAGAUCCAAAAGGGAUGAGAGUAAAAGAGGAAACUCACAUCACUACCACCACCAGGAUGGUAUACCACAAACCACCUGGCAAAGAAGCAGCAUCAGAGAGAUGUGAAGAAACAAUGUCUGUUCAUGACAUAAUGAAGGCUUUUCAGUCAGGCAAAGACCCUUCCAGGGAGCUAGCUGGGCUGUUUGAGCACAGGUCCAGCAACGAGGAAAUUUCACAAAGAGUCCUUGAGGAUGUCAACUCCAAACCAAAAGUUGAACGGAUAAUUGAGGUUCAUAUUGAAAAGGGCAAUAAAACAGAGCCAACAGAGGUUAUUAUCAGAGAAACUAAAAACCACACAGAAAAAGAAAUGUUCUUCUACCCAGGCAGUCGGCAAGAUGAGGAAGAGCCUGAAGAAUUACCCUCAGUUUUUAUUGACUCAUCCAGAGUAAACACACCCAUGUCACAGGAGGACGACAGUCGCCCUAGUUCAGCACAACUCAUAGCAGAUGAUUCCUACAAAACAUUAAAGCUUCUUAGCCAGCAGUCUGUAGAGUUCAAUGAGGAUGAAUUAUCAGAACUUAGGGGGGAAUCUUACAAUUUUGCAGAGAAAAUGCUACUUUCUGAGAAGCUUGACCGUUCGUAUUCUGACACAGAAGAGUAUCUGAGAGAUCGGUCUCGCUUUCAUUCACCAGACAGAAGUACUUAUAGUGAAGGUAGGUCAUCUGCACCAAGAACAGAGUAUGUUUUUAGGUCAUCAAGAAAUGCCUAUGACCAGUCUGGGCACUUGGCAAAUGUUGAUGAUAACUUUGACAAAUUGACACUUCUGCAGUAUUCAUCUGAGCCUGGUAGUCCAAAGCAUUCUGUUUGGAUGCGUGUGUCAGAUGACACUCAAAAUAAUGAAGUUGGGCAAAUAAUGUAUGAGGACAGAGUUGACAGAACUGUUAAAGAGGCAGAAGAGAAACUGAGUGAAGUAUCACAGUUUUUUAGAGAUAAAACAGAACAACUCAAUGACGAACUGUCAUCUCCAGAGAAAAAAUCUCGCAGGCCAGACUUCAGAGAAUCGCGAUCAGGGCCUAGUUCAACACAAAGUAGUCCCGAGAGGUCACCAUAUAGAAGUGGGUGCAUUGGGGAAGAAUGGAAUAGAGAAAGACUCAGAGACAAGUUCGCCUCAAGUGACAGAAAAUGUGCCAGUUUACCUAGUAGCCCAGAAAGGAGAGCAUUGCUGCAGUUUUCAGAUACAGAUUCUCGAAAACAAAGAGAUGAUACAUCACAAAGAAGUGUUGGUGAUAGUCUUAAAUCUUCUCAAAUGACAUCUUCCAAAGUCAGUGCAGUGCGACUGAAGUUUGAGCAAGAGGCUCAAAGACAACAGAGAAGUCCUCAGAGUGGACAAAAUUCCAACCUUCCAGUGAGGAAACUCCAGGAAACUAAACUACCUGUGUAUCAGAUAUUUGGUGGAAGUAGUGUUUCAAAAACUCCAGACACUCCAGUGACUCAGAGAAAAUGUAUUGGCAAUGACUCAAAUGCAUUUUCUCCCAAACAUGCAACUAGUGAAAAAGAGAAAGCUCAGGAAGAAAGCUCCUUGUUCAAAACUAGGGAUGGCCAAAGGUAUGGACAUUAUAACCCUCAAUCUCCCAAAUCAUCACAUAAUUCGGCAAAUGAUUUCAACAAAAAUGAUUCACAAAGACAAGAAGCAGCUAAGAAAGUAAUCUAUACAGAAUAUGUGGUCAGAGAUAGUCCAAAUUGCAACAGUAGUCUAAAAAAAAACUCGGAAUCACAAAUUCCUGUAAAAAAGUCAUCUAAUUACCCAGAAAAACAGAAAUUCUCUCCAUAUUUAACGUUAGAUGAAUCUCAUGAAAAAUCUGGGUCUCGGACAGCCAUUUCAGCUAGAAAUCAGUCUAAAGGUAGCUCUGAAUCCAAUAAAUCUACUCAAGGUUUAUCAAGUGGAAAAUCUACGCCAGACAGUAGUCAGUCCAAUGUGUUGUGUAAUGGUGUUGAUGAUGACCAGAUAGAGUAUUUGGGUCAAGUGACACCUGUGGUCAUAACUGAAGGUUUUAAAGAUAUUAAACCAUUGCCUGUGUAUGUCAGCAUCCAAGUAGGAAAGCAGUAUGAAAAGGAGGAAGCCUCGGGGCAGCUGGGAACAUACAAAAAGAUAGUGAGCCAUGAGAGUAGGACAGUCCAUGAGAGUAGGGGUGCAUUUUACACUGUCAAACAAAAGCAGUCUCCAUCUCCUCAAGGAAGUCCAGAAGAUGACACUCUGGAACAAGUGACUUUCAUGGACAGCUCUGGUCGAAGCCCUGUUACUCCUGAGACUCCCAGCUUGGAGGAAAUGAGUCUAGCCUCCAGAGCCCCAGACUCUGCGAUAGGCUUCAUGACUGGCAUGCCCAGCCCUAUCCCAGAGGAGUCUGAAGAAGAAGAGGGGAAGACCUUCAUCUACAAGGAACCCUCUAAAGAAAAAUCUAAACCACCUUCUCCGGAGAUUCGCAGUAAAAAUCAAGAUGGAGAGAGAAGGAAGUUGGGAGAAAAAAGAGUUGCUUAUAUAGAGUUUCCACCACCUCCCCCCUUAGAGGCGGAGCAGUCUGGCCCUAAGAAAAAAGGUUCACAGGCUUCCUCUGAAGCAGAGACAGAAAUGAUGGAGGUAAAUCUCCAAGAGGAGCAUGAUAGGCACCUCUUAUCUGAACCAGUCAUUAGGGUGCAGCCACCAUCUCCUAUCCCCCCAGGAGCAGAUAACAGCGACUCUAGUGAUGACGAAUCCGUCUUUCAUCCCAUUCCUGUCAAGAAAUACACAUUUAAAAUAAAAGAAGAAGGAGGAGAAAAACGCUCAAAACAAAAAAAAUCUGAGAAAAAUGGAAAUAAUGACUCUGGAGUUAACGGUGUUUUAAAGGGAGAUGAUGCUGACUUUGAACAAAACGGCAACGAUCAGUCAAUCACUGACUGUUCCUUAGCAACUACAGCAGAAUUCUCCCAUGACACAGAUGCAACUGAAAUAGACUCUUUAGAUGGUUAUGACCUUCAAGAUGAGGAUGAUGGACUGAGUGAAGACCCAAAAACUUCAAGUCUGUCCAAUGAUGGAAAAAUGACUGACCGCUCAUUUAGUCAGUCUAAGCUAGAAGUGAUAGAGGAGGAAAAAUGUGAAGAUGGUGGGGACAAUGGAAAUGCUAAAAGCAGCAAAUCUUCCAAGAAUAGUGAUGGGGCUGAAAAAGAUUAUACACUUGAAGGAAGACAUCCAGAUAGACACGGCUUUGGAGAGAACUGUUUUGGCUACCAGCUUGAAGAGGAACUUAAUUCAACCUUUAAAACGGUUGCCACCAAAGGAUUGGACUUUGAUCCCUGGUCCACAAAGGGGGUUGACAAUGAAGGGGUUUUUGAUCCAAAAGCAAAAGAGGAAGACCCAAAGCCCUUCAGUUUAUCGGUGGAGGAUAAAUCGCAGGCAACAACACCCGAUACAACCCCUGCUCGAACACCAACCGAUGAGAGCACACCAACUAGUGAGCCUAACCCCUUCCCUUUCCACGAAGGAAAGAUGUUUGAGAUGACCCGCAGUGGUGCUAUUGACAUGAGCAAGCGGGACUUUGUUGAAGAGAGGCUUCAGUUUUUCCAGAUUGGCCCCCAAAGUCCUUGUGAGCGGACAGAUUUGCGUAUGGCUAUUGUUGCAGAUCACCUUGGACUCAGCUGGACAGAACUUGCUCGAGAGAUGAACUUUACUGUGGAUGAGAUCAACCACAUAAGACUUGAGAAUCCUAACUCUCUAACAGCACAGAGCUUCAUGUUACUCAAGAAAUGGGUCAGUCGGGAAGGGAAAAAUGCCACAACGGAUGCCUUAACCGUAGUGCUGACCAAAGUCAAUCGGAUGGAUAUUGUUAGUUUACUGGAGGGCCCAAUAUUUGACUAUGGUAACAUUUCAGGCACGAGAUGUUUUGCCGAUGAUAACCCUGUUUUCCGGGAUCAGGCUGAUGAUUAUCAGAACAUUCUAGCGGAGCUGCAGUCCCCAGCAGCGCUGCUUUCCAGCCCCUCCUUCCUGGAGUCUGAACUCCCCAUCACCCCCAACCCUUCCCUUUCCCAACAUCACCAUUGCUCAAAACCAGACUCUCCUUUCCAUGAGGACAAGCUGAAUCAGCCCCCACCCUGGUGUCCAGACCUAGAGCCUGAAAGCAAAGAGCCAGAAAGUCCCCCUAAAAGCCCCCCCAGACCCUGUGAGCUCGCCAUUUCUGUCCUUGCCUUUGAACUCCCUGAUCCUCUUCCUUCUAAGGUCAGAAAACCCCACAUCGCUCUGAACGACCAGCUGCUUAUGAGCGAAGAGGAGGACAAAACCUAUCGAGAACUGGAACCCAAUUACAAGCCAUGUUCGCCUUCUUUUCCAGCAAGAUGUGAAUUAGAUGUUGACAUGGCCUACUCCACAUCUUCCCCUUCACUGUCGUCAGUGUCAUCCAUAACGCCAUCACCGCCAGACAGAGCAGUGAGAUUUGGAUGUGGGCAGAUGGAUGCUCUCCAUGGACUCGAAGAAAAAGUGGGUCUUAAAGGAAGUCAAUUUAGAUUACGUGAAGAAAUUGAGAAAGUUGGUGAAAUGGUUGCAGCAGAGUUGACAGAAAGGCAUAGAUUAGUGGAGAAGUGGGUAGAGCAGGACUUGAUUAAAAAUGUGGAAAGAAAGUGUGAGAUCAUAACAAAAGAUAGGUCUAAGAUGGUUGAGGAAGGUGUCAUUUUGGUUGAACAGAAGAUUGGAUGUGCAGAGCCAGAGAUGGAUGUUGUCCGUGAGCAGGGAGUUGAUAAAAAUAUCAGUAAGACCACUGCAACUGAGGAAGAGGAAGUUCAAGAUUUUAGCAGCUCAUCAAAAAAAAGACAUAGUCUGAUAGUUACUGGGCAUGAAGUGGAGAAAAGCGAAGUUACGACCAUCUUAGAAGGUCAAUCACCUGGGGUUGAAAAAGCUGACGAAGACUGUAGAGAAAGCUUUCAAAAGUGGGAUGGAACAGAUGGAAAAAUGAAGGAAAAAGUCGCUCAUGUUGCACCAAAAGGAGAUUUGAAAGUCAAGGACCAGGCUGUUGCUGACCUCUCUCCUCAGGCCUGGGUUGAAGCAUUGCAGCACCUUCGACACAAUGAGUUAGGAUCCAGUGAGGAAGAAGAGGAGAACAAAUGCAAAGAAUUGACAGAUGAAACAUUUGGAUCUAUGCUUGGGGGAGCACAAAACCAAGAAGGCUCAGAGGGGAAGGACGAGGACAAGGAGGCGACUGAAUUCAGGGAUCAAGGCGGUCAUGAACAGGAAGAAAAGAACGUGUCUUCACUUUCAGGUUGGCACAGUGAUUCAUCCAGCGUCAAUGUGGAACCACCAACACCGGGCCGCAGCGUCAGCUCAGACCUGCUUAACAGACGAGAAAGCCAAGAGAACUCUAGUGACUCCAUCACUUCCUCAUCGAGGGGGGAGUCUGGGAGGUCCCAACAAAAUGGAGAUAACUCAAAGCUCUCCCGUCAGGACGCCUCAUCUGAAUCAUCAAAUGCCAAGAAAGAAGAUGGAGCACCGGUCUCUGAGAAAAAAGCCCAGCUGGUUAGUGUAGAUUCUGGCUCAGAGGAAGAGCAGACCGUAACAACUAGAGUCUUCCGACGCCGACUCAUUUUGAAGGGAGAAGAAGCAAAAGAUGUUCCAGGCGAGUCGAUCACAGAGGAACACUACAUGGACCAAGAUGGCAACCUCGUCAGUAGAAAAGUGAUCAGGACGGUCAUUCGCCGGGUGUCAACUCCCACACCAGAAAGCCAGGGAAGUAGCAGGUGGAACAGUGCAGCUUCGCUCAGUUCCAUUCAGCAAGAAUAUGGUUCAGAGCAUGGAGGAGAAUCAAGGAAAAGCAGGCGAAAAGAUGACAGAAGAUCAGGAGAUAAAAAGCAUCAUUGAUAAGGAGGGUUAACGUCUAUCAGGUUUACAGAAACCAAGUUAGAUGCUUCCUGGGAACAAAUGCUCAAAGGGCUGAAGAGUUUCAGUGUCGACUCGAGGCAAAGGUCCAGUCUGCAGCUUUCUACUUCAAACUCAAAGAGAGGGUCAGACUUUUUGGCUUCAGCAUAAAAACCUCACCUCCCAGUCAAGCUGGGAGGUGAGCUUCUCCCUCUCCGACAGUGCUGGACCAGUAAAACAAGCGAAACUGCUCCCUGUUUUGUCCAUAACAGCACGGACCAUCAGGCCACUGGUGGUGUAAGAACCUUUAGAGGAGCAGUGCGUGUUGCAACAAAGACUCCAUACAGUUUUAACUGUGACCAAAGAUGGCACAAGAGCUCAGUCCACAAAAAGAGUGAGGUCAAGGCGGUAAUGACAAAAAAAAUGACACUUUUGAAACAACUUCAACACUCGCCUUAUAUUUUUUUCUUGAGCCCAUUAUUGUCAGGAUGUAAAUUGUUUUGGUAUAUUUUUCCUUCUAUUUUAAAACUUAAACUAACACAAAAGCUUUUUUUCUGUAUAAAGAAAAUGAGUGGGAAUAACUUUUGAAAAAAAAGGGGGUAAAUUACCAGUAAACUGUUCCACUUUCACAGAUUUGACUAUAACUUCACAGGUUCUUAUAUAAUGAAAUAUUUGAGCUGGUAUAAUGUUUGUACUUGAUGAAGCUGGUUUGAUUUUAAACAAGGACAUUUCCUAAAAAACGAAAAAUAAAAUAAAAAUUCCUAGAGUGGGAAUUGAUCUACCGGUAAUUCUGCAAAAAAAAAAAAAGCAGCCUUUCAGAGUUCUCAAAUUUUUUUAUGCAUGCUGUUCACAUUAUUUUAAGUACAGUUUUGGGGGAAACACUAUAUUCAAAGAACAAAUUAAACCCUUUAUCUUUGUACACAUUUAGCCCACAUGUUUUUCAUCAGUUUUAUAAUUUGAAUUAAAACCAGGAUAUUAGAGCAUUUCUCAUUCUGUGGGUGAGGGGGAAAAAGGUGUGAAAAGCUUCUUUAAGGUUGUGGUGUCUCGUCUUCUGUGUAAAACUGGAGGGCAGCUUCUUCUACAAGGGAGAGGCGAUCUGAAUGUAAAUGCUAUUCAGCUGGUUCGCUGUAAAAUUAUAAAUGUACUGUGUGUAUUGGCUGUAAGAUGUAGGAGUCUCUGUUCCCCAUUAGACUAUCUGUUAUCAUUUUAGCAGUGUGUCAUUUGUUUUUUUUUUCCAACGGCUGCAGUGGUGAUAAAGGAAAACUGGGGCAUUUCACUUUGAAUUUUUGGUGAAGUAUUUCCUUGAUUUAAAAGCUAUUCACAUUAAGGACACAAGGCUAUUAUUUGAUUGUAGCUCUAAAUAGCAUAAUGUAUGACAAAACACUGGAUGGUCAAAAACGAUAAUUUAAGCAUCGAAUAAAUUGUGAUUUACUCUGAAACUGUGUGAUCUCUUUAGACUUGAGAGUGUAUAUGCAGUGUCUAAUAGAACUGUUUUCACUAGUUCACUGGAAAAAAAAAAGUUACUUUACUCUAGGGAUUAUCUUUGUAUUAAUUUUCAUUAGAUGCCAUGUAGUUCAUGUGUGGUGUUCUACUGAUUUGAUGCCUCAGUAUAUGCUGAUGCUAAUGCUGUGGGCAUGGAAACUUAAUCACUUUUUUAAGGGGGUGUUAAGGAAGCCACAUAGGGUGCUAAACUACACCCUCUUACACAACUACAUCAAUCAGGGGUUAGAUUAUCCUUUAAUAUGGUUGAACGAUCAAUGAAACUGUCAACUUUGUUUGAUAUGUGUUUUCACCUGAGCAGACUUUUUGAUGUACAAUUCUUACUAACAGAGUGAAGCCAUUGAAAUGUAACUAUUCUAGCACUUUGGUUAUUCAAUUUUAGAGACUAUAGCAGCAAAGAUGCCAUCACCAAUGUUUGGGACGUCUUUCAAAAAAAACAAAAACUUAAUAAAAAUGCAUUGAUUUUGCA
Messenger RNA from Oryzias latipes (Japanese medaka), 14978 nucleotides. Lineage: Eukaryota; Metazoa; Chordata; Actinopteri; Beloniformes; Adrianichthyidae. The record is from RefSeq and is a predicted model, not a curated record.